AAAAGAAAAAGGGGAAACCACUUGCUUGGUUCUUGCUUUGGUGUGCCCUUUUUCCUUCCUUUACCAAAAAUACAAAAAUCCUCUUUCAUUCUUCUUCUUGCCCUGUGAACCUCUCUAAAUACACAUUACUCGCAACAAAUACCUCAUCAACGGCCAACAAGAAAGAAAAUCUUUUGUAUUUUUUGAUCUUCUUGCGACUUUCAAUCUCCAAAAAUAUAAAAACAAGAAUCCCAUCGGAGGAGAGUCAGUCAUGAGACCGAUUCAACCACCGCCACCGUCACCAGGCACAGCAACGGCAACGGCCACAGCAACGGCAACAGCAACAACAACAGCAACAGCAACGGCGACAGGCAAUCGGAACCGGUCACGAAGGCGACCAGACCUAACCCUACCUCUCCCGCAACGAGACCCGAAACUAGCAGUUCCUCUUCCUUUACCACCAUCGUCAGCGCCAUCAACGAGUGAUUAUAACAACAACAACAGCAAUAAUCAUAAUCAUAAUCAUAAUCAUAAUAACGGCAGUAAUCAACAGCAACAUCAAAGGCAAUUGUUCUCAGAGCUCGAGCGCAUCAGGAUAAUAGGAAGGGGAAGCGGUGGUACUGUCUUCAAAGCAAUCCAUCAUUCUUCUGGUAAACUCUUUGCUCUCAAAGUUAUUUACGGUUAUCACGAGGACUCUGUUAGGAUUCAGAUCUGCCGCGAGAUCGAGAUCCUUCGCGGAGUUAAUCAUCCUAAUGUUGUCAAAUGUCAUGAUUUUCAUGAACAUGGUGGUGAGAUCCAACUCUUGCUUGAAUUUAUGGAUGGUGGCUCUUUGGAAGGCACCCAUAUUGGCCAUGAACCUCAGUUGGCUGAUGUUGCUAGGCAAAUCUUGAAUGGUAUUGCUUACUUACAUCGCAGAAAGAUUGUCCACAGGGAUAUCAAACCCUCCAAUUUUUUAAUCGAUUCUAGAAAGAAUGUCAAGAUUGCUGAUUUUGGUGUCAGUAGGGUUCUUGCCCAGACAAUGGAUCCAUGUAACUCAUCAGUUGGGACAAUUGCUUAUAUGAGUCCAGAAAGGAUUAAUACUGAUUUGAAUCAUGGAAAGUAUGAUGGCUGUGCAGGUGAUAUUUGGAGUUUAGGGGUUAGUAUGUUGGAAUUUUAUUUGGGUAGGUUCCCAUUUGCUGUUGGAAGACAAGGUGAUUGGGCUAGUUUGAUGUGUGCUAUUUCUAUGUCACAACCACCUGAGGCACCACCUACUGCUUCGAGGGAGUUUCGGAAUUUUAUAGCUUGUUGUCUGCAGAGAGAACCGGCUCGGAGGUUGUCAGCUGUUCAAUUGCUAGACCAUCCUUUUAUAGCAAGGAAUACUGCUGCUCAAAGAGAGGGUAAUCAGAAUCUUCAUCAACUAUUGCCUCCCCCUCGCCCUCUUUCUUCUUAGUCUUUUUCAAUUGUUAUAUUUUGCGCGAAUUAUCUCUCCAUGAAAUCAUUUUGCUUUUUCUUUUCUUGUUGCUAUUGCUAUGAUCGUUGUUAUUAGUCUUUCAUUAAUCUCUCUGUAAUUUUUUAUAUGAUGGGUCGGAUUUGAUUUUUAGGAGCAAAUGUCAUAUUAUAAUCAAAUCAAUCUGUCCAUUUCAUAACUCUUUUACCUGGAACAAAGAAAAUGAAAAACCUGUCUUCAGUU
Molecule: messenger RNA, 1648 nt
Organism: Ricinus communis (castor bean)
Lineage: Eukaryota; Viridiplantae; Streptophyta; Magnoliopsida; Malpighiales; Euphorbiaceae
Product: mitogen-activated protein kinase kinase 5
Exons: 1
Coding region: 251-1408 (385 amino acids)
Biological process (GO): protein phosphorylation
Cellular component (GO): cytoplasm
Molecular function (GO): protein serine/threonine kinase activity; ATP binding
Source: RefSeq, a predicted model, not a curated record